AUGGAUGACCAAGACCCUUCAGCAAAUAACAACAGAGAUAUCGAAUAUAAAAUUCCAAUUACAGAAGAUGAAGAUGAAGAUCAUCGUCAGUAUUUCGAUGGUCGCCGAAUACAUAAAGUGCCCCAACUUGUGCGAUUCAAUAAACACAGCAAAGAGGAUUACUACACACCUAAGAUGGUUUCCUUUGGCCCUUAUUACCAUGGCUUGCAAGAACUUGGUAUGGCAGAAGAAUUCAAGCAUAAAGUCCUUAAAAUCUUUGUUUCUAGCAGCGGCAAAGGCAAACAAUUCUUCUACUGCCAGAUCUUUAAAGUUAUCGACCAGAUUAGAAAUUGUUAUGUUGGAGUUUCGAGAGAUGCAUAUGAUGACGGAGCACUGACAGAAAUGAUGCUUCUAGAUGCAUGUUUCGCAGUAUAUCUUAUGAAGAUUGCCUUGGGAGAUGAAGAAAAAACUAUCCACUUCUGUCAACAUCUUGGAAUGUCUGUAAUAACAUUUGCAUUCGUCGAUAUGUAUUUACUGGAGAAUCAAAUUCCACUCUGGGUUAUUAAGCUCUUGAUUAAAUUAAUAAAUGGAGAAGGAUCUAUGUUACUUUGUAAAUUCUCAAGUUUCCUUGUUUUUGCGGAUAGCAGGAUAACAAGAAUUCGAGAAGAUAAAAGGCAACCACUUCACCUUCUGGACGCUUUUCAUAGACUACUUGUCGAAGAAUUGGAUAAUGCAGGAAAAAACCUUGUCCAGUCUGUUAAUAAAGUUCAACGGCAGCUGUGGAGGAAAGAAAAUCCGAAUGAAUUUGUGAAAUACGAUCGUCAAUCUCGUUCAGUCACUGAUCUCAAAGCAAAAGGCAUCCACUUCAAACCUAGUUCAUAUUGUUUGAAGAAUAUCAAGUUCAAAUCCUACCCAUUUUAUGGGCAGCUUCAACUCCCGGUUCUUCUAUUCAAUACCCAUUCCAAGCUAUUCUUUACACACAUGAUUGCAUAUGAAGCGUCUCCAGAAAGCGACACUGGCAUUCCUAUAACAUGUUACGUUAAUUUCUUGAAAUCGCUCAUUGUUAAACCUGAAGAUGUGAAGGAACUGAGAGAAAAUAAGAUAUUCUUCAGCGCCCUUGACAGCGAUGAAAAAGUUGUGGAAGUAAUCAAAGAAAUUGAUACUUGUGGACUUGUGGUUGACAGUAUUUUUGAGGAUGUGAAGAUGGGAAUUGAGGAGCACUGCAGCAGCAAGGCAAAAACAUGGAUUGCUGAACUAAUUCAUAAUUAUUUUCGCAAUCCAUGGACAUUUAUUGCCUUACUUGCUGCCACUUCUCUUCUAUUCUUGACUUUUCUUCAGACCUAUUACACAAUGAAUCUCAAGUAA
Messenger RNA from Olea europaea var. sylvestris, 1344 nucleotides. RefSeq names its product UPF0481 protein At3g47200-like. The record is from RefSeq and is a predicted model, not a curated record. Bases 1 to 1344 code for a protein of 447 amino acids. Lineage: Eukaryota; Viridiplantae; Streptophyta; Magnoliopsida; Lamiales; Oleaceae. The transcript has a single exon.